CGCCGGGAUGGGGCUGCGCCCCGCCGCGCUGGCGCUGCUCGCCCUGGCGGCCGCCGCCGCCUCCGCGCUGCCGCUGCCGCUGCCCGACGCCGGCCCGCACCUCAACUACGGCUGGGGAGAGCCCAUCCGGCUGCGGCACCUCUACACCGCCAGCAAGCACGGGCUCUUCAGCUGCUUCCUGCGGAUCGGAGCCGACGGCCGGGUGGACGCGGCCGGCAGCCAGAGCCCGCAGAGUCUGCUGGAGAUCCGGGCCGUGGCCGUGCGCACCGUGGCCAUCAAGGGCGUGCAGAGCUCCCGGUACCUGUGCAUGGACGAGGCGGGGCGGCUGCACGGGCAGCUCAGGUAUUCCACUGAAGACUGUUCCUUUGAGGAGGAGAUUCGCCCAGACGGCUACAACGUGUAUAGAUCCAAAAAACACGGAAUAUCAGUGUCUUUGAGCAAUGCCAAACAAAGACAGCAGUUCAAGGGAAAGGAUUUCCUUCCCCUGUCUCACUUCUUGCCCAUGAUCAACACUGUGCCCAUGGAGUCAGCAGACUUUGGUGAAUAUGGUGAUUACAGCCAGGCCUUUGAGCCAGAGGCGUUCUCCUCGCCCCUGGAGACGGACAGCAUGGACCCCUUUGGCAUCGCCUCCAAACUGUCCCCAGUGAAGAGCCCCAGCUUCCAGAACUGACUGUGCUCCCACACAUUUUCACAGAAAUAUUGAAGAGUACUGCCGGGUUUGUAGCUUUCUGUGUAGUGAUAUUUGAGAACUUUUUUGUGUGUUUGAGUAUGGAGCCAGCCUCAUCCUUGUUGUAGCUGUAAGAGAUGAGUGCCAGUAGGCUGUUCUGUAGUCUAAAGAAUUUCCUAUCCAUAGUUUUGUUUGGAAAAGGAGGAUUAAAUACGAAAAGUUUAGCAGCCUUAUCAGGAUUCCUCCAUAAGUGGUGAUAAAAUAACUAAUUUUUCUCCACCAGCUUCACUUCCAUAUAUAUUAACCUGUUAUAGCUGCUUGUACGAGCAAAUGCAGAAAACCUUUUCCGCUUCAGAGACCUCAAACUCAAACACGUGGACCAAAACUAGAUGAAGGAAAACAUCCAGCCAGAUGUGACUUGAGCUGAUGCUGCUUCUUAAAAGGCUGCUAACAACAUUCUGGGGAAAACUUUCUAUGGAAAGCAUACUACUGAAAAAACAAAUCUGCUUGUAUAUUGUGCUUUUUCUUCCCUUUGAAAGUAGGAGAAGAAAGGGAAAAAUUUCUCCCCUUACUGCUAAGAAAUACUUUGGGAAACUUGAUUGUUGGUUUCUUUUGUAGGCUAAAUUAUGUUCUCUGAGGCAUCAGAAUCAUCCAGCAGAGAGUUCUCGUCAAAAUCAGUGAGGAUUCAGUUUGUGGUUGGAAAGGUGCCCAGGGAUAGAAUUGAUGUUCAUCAGGUAGGGAAUGAGCAGCUCAAAUGAAUGUUUAAAUGAAGAUUCUGUUGUAUAUAAGCAUGUAUAUGUCAUUAGCAAACAGAAAAACACUGAGAACGGAUGUAUAGGUCAAAUCAGUUGUAAAAUAGGUUUUUGUGUUUAACCUUUAACCACCAGGAAUUUUUUCAAGUUACUUCCAGGCUUGAUUCAGCAUCCAUGGGAAUCAGUGGUGAGAUGGUUUAGUGAGUUAAAAGCUGCAGAACUGGGUCAGGAUUCCUCUUGAAAGAAAGGAUUGUGAGUAUCUCUGGCCAAGGCACCUGAUGUCUUCAAGUUCUGUUGUCCCUCUGAAAAGAGUCAAUGAAGGGAUAACCAAGGUGAAAGCAAAGGAAAAAAAAAAGAAAGAAAAAAAGGAAAAAAAAAAAGAAAAAAAGCUCUACACAAAAUACUGGUGUUCUUCUGACCUAGCACUUCAUUGCCAAUGCAAUAUUUAUAAUUAAUUUAUUGAAUACGUACAUCUGUUUAUUUUGUUACUGUUAUUUAUGCUCAAAAUUCUAUUUAUAUACUUCUGAAGGUGGGUUUUUUAGUUGUAACAAAUCUUGUGAAGUUUUGUAAUCAACAGAAUUUUAGCCAACAAUAGCCAAUUUUUAGCCAAUUUUUAAAUAGCCAUAAUUUUAGCUAAUUUUUAAAUCUCUGUGCAUUAUCAUUAGUGUAAUGUGUACAUUUGCAAUA
Messenger RNA from Passer montanus (Eurasian tree sparrow), 2106 nucleotides. It is a transcript of the gene FGF19, whose product is annotated as fibroblast growth factor 19. Lineage: Eukaryota; Metazoa; Chordata; Aves; Passeriformes; Passeridae. Gene Ontology annotation, biological process: animal organ morphogenesis; fibroblast growth factor receptor signaling pathway; positive regulation of protein phosphorylation. The coding region runs from base 8 to 670 and encodes 220 amino acids. Gene Ontology annotation, cellular component: cytoplasm; extracellular region. Gene Ontology annotation, molecular function: fibroblast growth factor receptor binding; growth factor activity. The record is from RefSeq and is a predicted model, not a curated record. The transcript is spliced from 3 exons.